This is a messenger RNA of Elephantulus edwardii (Cape elephant shrew), 9702 nucleotides long. It is a transcript of the gene BRCA2, whose product is annotated as breast cancer 2, early onset. Gene Ontology annotation, cellular component: nucleus. The transcript is spliced from 27 exons. Gene Ontology annotation, biological process: double-strand break repair via homologous recombination; regulation of DNA-templated transcription. The record is from RefSeq and is a predicted model, not a curated record. Bases 1 to 9702 code for a protein of 3233 amino acids. Lineage: Eukaryota; Metazoa; Chordata; Mammalia; Macroscelidea; Macroscelididae.
AUGCCCGUUGGAGCCAAAGAAAGCUUUUUUGAGAUCUUUAAGGUCCGGUGCAGCAAAGCAGAUUUAGGACCAGUCAGCCUUAAUUGGUUUGAAGAACUCACUUCAGAAGCUCCACCAUAUAAACCUGAACCUACAGAAGAACUUGAAUGUAAAGUCAAUAGUUAUGAACCAAGUCUCUUUAAGACACCGCAAAAGAAGCCCUAUUAUAAUCAGUUGGCAUCAACUCCAAUCAUAUUCCAAGACCAAGGUAUACCUCUGCUGCUUUAUCAAUCUUUGUGGUCCUGCAUUGUGGGGAAGGAGGCCGCCGACAGUAAACAGAGAAGCCAUUCCUCCAAGAGGGCCAGAGUGGACCAAGCCAGAGACAUGACCAGCCCUCCUUUCCAUUCCUGUCUUAGCAGAAGUCCUCUCGUGCGAUAUGUGCAUAUAACACCACAAAGAGAAAAGUCAGUGGUGUGUGGGAGUUUAUUUCAUACGCCAAAACUUCCUAAGGGUCAAACACCAAAACGUAUUUCUGAGAGUCUAGGAGCUGAGGUGGACCCAGAUAUGUCAUGGUCAAGUUCUUUGGCCACACCACCAACUCUUAGUUCUACUGUGCUAUUAGCCAAAGAUGAUAAACAGUCUGAAACUGUAUUUCCCAGCGAUUCAACUGCUAUUUCCAAACACUCUUUUUCUAACCCUAAUGAAAAUCUGAAGAAAAAUAAGCUGUCCACCCCUUCUUUGCUGGACAAUGAGAAUAAAAAUGAAGAGGAGGGAGUAAGCCGAGGGAAUUUAUUUGAUGAGGUGAAUAGCCAUGAUGACCAUGUGGGAAGGUCAGAGCCGAGUGUCGUAGAAGGACUUGACACAAUUACAGACCUUUCUCAGGAAGAGAGCUUUACAUUCUGUGUUACUAAAUGUAAAACAGGAAACGCACAGAAAAGAAAGCUUGACAGAAAAGCUAGUGAACAUGAAGCAGCUGGAGGGCCACUAGACCGUGAGCCGGAGGACAGUGAUCCGUUCUGCUGCGUUGUACCAGCCCAGGAGCUCACUGGCAGCCUUCGAGGUACGGCCUCCAAGAAGGCUGCAGCCCCUUCAGCCUUGGAAUGGUCUCCACUAACUCUCUCAGGCCUAAAUGUAACUCAGGUAGAGAAAAUAUCCUCCCCACCAAGCUCUUCUCGUGACAAAGACUCAGUCAAAGCAGAAGAAGACUGUGCCCUCUUCACAACUCCAGAAUAUUCUCGGCCACAGAUUUCACGUCCGCCAGAAGCCGUGGUGAAUCCAAACUGUGAAGGGUCUCAGAAGGACUCCAUUCCUGUAGCCACGCAGACCGCGUCUGGAACUUCCCCUGUAACAGCUCCCCCUCAGUGUCUCCAGCAGUGUCUUCUCCAGAUGAGUGAACGGCUGGAGCAGGCUUCAGGGGCAGUUCUCCCCAGUGAUAUGGCUGAUCCAGACUUCACAGGAGAACCAGAAACCCCCAGAAGUGGCCUGAAAGGAGAUGCUGCUGGUUCCCAGAGCCGAGGUGCCUUCUGUCCACCUGCAUUUGCUAGUGGAAGCUGCCCAGGCACCCCCAAACAGCCUUCUGUACCUCUGAAGAAUGCAGGGCUAAUAUCCACUUUGAAGAAGAAAACAAAAAAGUUUAUUUAUUCUGUAUGUGAUGAAGCAACAUGUUCAGGGGAGAAAAUACAGAAAGAUCAAGAAUCUGAAGCAACUGUUCAUCCAACCCCAUUCCGAGAACCUCUCAGCGCUUGUGCUGCUGACUCAGGUCUGCAGCAUUCUCUUGUUAGAAGGGAGAGGAUCUGCGAUGGUACUGAAGAACCAGCCCUUGCCAUCGGCCGCUCUCUGGGGACUGUUCUGAGAAACACUGCCAGUAAUGAAAGCAGUUUUCAUAACCAGCUCAGGUGUCCUGGUGAUGGUGAUGUGACAAGUCCAGCAUUUUCAAAUAGAAAAGAGAUUUUGUCUGCUGAAUGCCACCCUGCAAUACAGGACACAGAAGCUGAAUGUAGUGGUUAUCACUCCCAGUCCCAGAAAACCUUUUCCUGUCACCAUCCAGGUGCCAGCACUCUGAUAGCAGAGUCAAGCCCCAAGGGCCCUCUGCCAAACAUUGCUGAGAUUUCUAGAGAAAAAGAGACACAGAAAGUAUCAGAGAAACGAAAACAUAAGAAUUGUGAUGCCAUUUUGGACUUUACCAAAAAUACCUCCAUAGAAAAAAAUAAAACAAUGUCUGUCUUUGAUGAAGAUUCUAAAAAAACUGAGCUGUCACCACCUGCAAAGUGCAUGACGGUCCCAUCAUCUGCUACAAAGGUGAAACUUAACCAAAAUACACAUGGAAGAGUCAUCCAAAAGGACCAAGAAGAAAGGGGUUUGACUUCACAAAUAGCUGUCGACCCAAACUCGGAAGAACUGUUCCCAGAGAAUAAGGAUGACUUUGUCUCCACAGGGACAAGUGAAGGCCAUGUGACCAGGGAAUGUCACGAGGCAAGCUCCAAGAGUGUCAAAGAGCCCAUUGUUGAGGGCACUGCUGUGCUGCCUGCAGACUCACAUGACAGACAGACAGACCAAGUACUGACAGUGCAAGACUCUGACCUGCCACACUUAGCCCGGGAGCUGGCGGAAGAGGACAGAAGGCAUCGGAAAACACCUCUCAGUCAAGCUUGCACGCCAGACAUCUCCUUACAGACUGACAGGAAGUCAUGCAGAAAGGACGACCACAUAGAAAGACAAGUGGGGCUUUUGGGUUCCUUUUCAAAUGACAAUUUCAGAAGUGGCUUCAAAACAGCUUCUAACAAAGUCAUAGAGCUUUCUGAGCACAAUGUUAAGAAAAGCAAGGUGCUCUUCAAAGAUAUUGAAGAGCAAUACUCUGAAAGGUUAGCUUGUGCUGAAAUUGUAAAUACUUUCCCAUCAGGUAAUGAGAAAAAACAAAACAGACCACACGCACAGAGCUCGCCAGCCAUGAAUCCUGCAUCUGAGGGUGUGCAGGGCAGUGCAUUUGAGUUUGGUAGUGCAAGGAGUUGCUCAGCUCCUCAGAUCCUACCUCUAAUGCACGAUUUGAGUAGAAACCCUAGCUUAACCCCUAGCCAAAAGGCAGACAUUUCUGAGCUCUCUGCUAUCUUAGAAGAUUCGGGGAGCCAGUUUGAAUUCACACAGUUCAGAAAACCAAGCCAUGUUACAGAAAAGAAUGAAGUUGGAAGAUGCAGAAACCAAGUGGCAGUCUUGAAUGGCUCUUCCGAGGGUCUGCAGGCCGUUGCUGUUGACAUCCCAGCUAACACCCUGCCCACCAGGCACAGAGAUGUGAAGCCGGAUCGUGCAGUUGGAGGUGAACAGAAAGUUGCUGCCUGGCAGAAAAAUGUUUGUGGAAGUACGUCCAGCUCUCUAACUGGUCAGAAUGGCAAGGAGCCUACUGGCUUCUGUUCUGCACGAGGCACAAAAAUCUGUAUUUCUAGCAAGGCUUUGCAAAGAGCUGUACAACUCUUCAGUGACAUAGAGGACGUUGGUGAGGACCCCUCUACACCAGCCAGUCCCAGAGGCUUCUCUUCAAGUGGACGUGCUGCCGUGGGUCUAGUGGCCGAGAGAGAGAAUCUCAACGGUGACACAAAUUCUGAUGAGAAAUGCCAGCUUGCAUUACAAAACACUGUUGAAGAGAACACUGAACCAUGCGAGAGAAAAACAGUGAGUGAAGAAAAUACAUGUGCACGUGCCAAUAGAAACGGCUUAGGAGACGCUGAUGGCAGUAAUUCAAGUGAAAAGGAUAUGGCCGAUAGUCACAGAGCUGAGGAGGGCUCUCCGGCUCUCACUGAUGAGCCCAGCAUGGAUCCAAAACUAUGGGGCCAGUUCACCGAGGAGGGAAACAGUGACAUCAGAGACGUCCUCUCAGAUUUAACUUGUUUGGAAGUUGUGAAGGCUGAAGAAACACUGCACAGUGAGGCUUCCCAUAGAGAACAGUUAGUUUGUAUUCAAACGGGGCACACUGUGAAAGAUGAUGCCAGCUGUCAUUUAGCCUUUCAGACUGCAGGUGACUCACCUGGUAAAGUCACAUGUUCAUUUGGUGAAAAUGCAGAACUGGCUAGCUUUGCAGAGCCUGUGAACUCUGAAUUGCAUUCUAACGGAAAUAACAAAAUGGAUAGCUCUAAUUGUGAGAAAAGAGAGGUAGUUGAAAAACAAUUAGAGAAAGGAAGUAACUUACUUGGCCCUGAAAAUAAUUUACUGACUAUCACCCAACAACCUAGAUAUGAAGUUGAAAAGACCAGAGGAGCUGUCACGGUGGGCUUUCGCACAGCAAGUGGGAAAAAAGUGAAUAUUGCGAAGGAAUCUUUGGACAAAGUGAAACAUCUCUUUGAAGAAAAGCAAGCUGAUAGUGAGGCCGUUGCUCUGAAGCGGGGAGGGGGCUGUGUAGGAGGGCAUGAGUUAUUAUGUGAGGCGCUUGACAGACCCUCUGUCUCAGGGUCUGCAGAAACGGAGGCUUCUCUAGGUGGUGGUGAGAGAAUCCUUGCUCCUAUUAAGACCAUGGAGUUCUCAAGUGGUAAUUUACACAGUCACACUGACCGUCUCAUACCAUCAACUAGUAUUUCUUUACAAGUUGAAGUCCAUGGAAAUCAAGGGAAGAAAGCAGCAGAAAGUCCUGAGACUUGUUACACAGACUCCUCAGCUCCUUCGGCCACUGAAAACCCAGCUUUGGCAUUUUACACGGGACACGGGAGGAAAAUAUCUGUGACUCAGACAUCACUGUUUGAAGCCAAAAAAUGGCUCCGAGAAGGGGAACCGGAAGAUCAGCAGAGCAAAAGAAACACCGCUGGUAUUAUUUGUUUAAAAGAAGACGCUCAGGGCUACGUAGGAAGUCUCUCAUGCAUCACUACCCCGAGAGGCCCAACAGAAAAUGAUAGAAAUAAUCUCACAGAGAAGCAAGAUGUAGAUCCCUUACCUCACAGCGUUUGGAACAGUCCAGCGCUUUAUCCUGAUGAGAUCCAUAGUAAACCAGGCUGUCUCUCAGAAAAGAAACUGGACAGUGCUGGUCUCAAGCCAGUAGUAGCAAAUGCUGUAGAUAAAAAAAGCACAAGUGUUUCUGGAGCCCCAUCAGUAGUGAAAGCAGACACAGCCCAACAAGCGAUCAAGGAAGGCACUUUUGCUCUGGGACUUGCAACUAACAGUCCUCAAGAAAACACAAGCACGGCCAUGUCUGAUGCAAGGAACCUUCAGGGCAGGCCACCAGCAUUCAGUACAGCAAGUGAUAAAAGCUGUAUUUCACUAGAAUCCAUUACAAAAGACAGAGAGAUGUCUGCAGAGCAGUGCUGUGGGGUCGCCCAGAGGAAAGCAGACCCUGGCCACACAGCAAGUGUUGCAGGCCACCCAGAAGCACCCGAAAGUUCAGGAGGAAGUUGCCUGUCACCUUCCCGUGAGGGUGGUGGUGAAAGCAGUGUGCAUUCAUGUGAGAUUCUCGAUAGAAGUUGGCGCACACACGUCUUACAUCACCACCAAAGUUUGUCUGAACUGGAGAAAGUUUUCCAAAUCUCACCUAGUCAAGUUCACCUGCAAACCCCAAGCAGAUGUCAGUUGAACCUGGGCACGCUUCCCAAACCAGUCCCUCCUACGGAUGCUUGUGGAAUCUUUAGCACAGCGAGCGGACAUUCCGUGCACGUGUCAGACGCUUCCUUACAAAAGGCCAGACGAUUAUUUUCUGAGAUCGAAGACAGUGCCACGCUUCCAGCUUCCAAAGGACCCAUUCAGAGUGACACAGAACAUUCAAACAAGACCGCGACACACGCCAAACUGCCGUCACCCCAAGAAAGGCCUUUGUCCACCGUGCCACAUCCCGCUGCCUGCUCUGGAUUUAGCACAGCAAGUGGGAAACAGGUCAUCAUUUCCGACCGUGCCUUACACACAGUCCAGGGGAUGUGGGAGGAGUUGGACCUAAUGGCGGCUGAAUGUCAUCCUCUGUCUCCUACCUCUGGACAAGACGGAGCAGAGGGUCUUCCGCGUCCUCGCACUGACAUGAGAAUCUCCAAGCCCCUGGGGAGCUCUUCAGUGGGAAGGACCUGCGUGAAGGAAUUUCAGUCACAUCCUUCUAAUACAAAAUGUGUUUCUUCAGAGAACUGUCUCCCGGGCAGGGUUUCUCCACAGCCCUUACCGUGGAAACAAGAUAAACAGCACGUGGUAUCAGGACCCAGAGCAUCGCUUGUUGAGAACAUUGUCCUUUUGGGAAAGGAGCAGACUUUUCCUAGAAGUGUGAAAAUGAACACUGGCAGAGUCAAAGCAUCUUCUAAUCUGUCUGUGGGAACAAGUGGCGACGUUCGCUGCACUUACGCCCAAGAUGCAGAAGACAGCUUUGAAACAGAAGCCGUGGAAAUUGCCAAGGCUUUUAUGGACGAUGAGGAGCUGACCGACUCGGAACUGCCAGGUCGCACCAGACGUCGUCCGUUCACCUGCCCAGCAAAUGAGGAAACGGUUGUAUUCAGCUCCAGGGUCGGAAAAAGGAGAAAGGCACUCGUCUCAGCAGGCGAACCCCCAAUCAAAAGAAACUUGCUAAAUGAAUUUGACAGGCUAGUGGAGACUCCAGAACAAUCAUUGCGAGCAUGCACAAGCACCCCGGAUGGCACAAUAAAAGACAGAAGAUUAUUUACGCAUCGUAUUUCCUUAAAGCCAGUCACCUGUGCACCAUUUUGCACAACUGAAGAGCGGCAAGAAAUCCAGAUUCCCAAUUUCACUGCACCUGGUUGGGAAUUUCUCCCUAAGUCUCCUGUGUUUGAACACCUGGCUUUGGAAAAGCCUGCAGGCAGUUUACCCACAUCAGAAAAGCCCUCGCAGACAGCAGGCAAACCUACCAAAGUCUUUGUUCCACCUUUUAAAGCAAAACCACCUAUUCAAAACCAUGGCCAAUCUGCUUCCAAGGACAUCCCUUUCGAAGAAAACAAAGAGCCAUCAGAAAGCAGAGAGGAGCUGGGUUUUGGCACUGGUGAACGUUGCAUUGAUGGAGGGGGAAUUCAUUGGCUUCACAACAGUGACUCAAGUCAGGCUGCCGCUCUGCCUGGGGCCGGGGGUAAAGAGGGCCCUUUAGAUUUAAUUGCAAAUCUUCAGCGUGCCCGAGAUCUACAGGACGCACGGAUUAAGGCCAAGCGGCAGCAGCGUGUGUGCCCACAGCCAGGUGCUCUCUAUCUGGCCAAGACUUCCUCGAUGCCCCGGACCUCCCUGCAGGCAGCGGUCAGCAGCCAGCGGCCCUCUGCGUGUACUCCUCAGCAGUUAUACAUGUAUGGCGUUCCCAAACAUUGCAUGAACAUUACCAGCAGGAGUGCAGAGUCUUUCCAGUUCCACGUUGAGGAUUACUUUGGAAAGGAAAGCUUGUGGACUGGGCAGGGUGUACAGUUGGCUGAUGGUGGACAGCUCAUACCCUCCAAUCUUGGGAAGGCUGGAAAGGAAGAGUUUUACAGGGCCCUGUGUGACACCCCCGGAGUGGACCCGAAGCUCAUCUCUCGAGACUGGGUGUACAACCACUACCGAUGGAUUGUGUGGAAGCUGGCGGCCAUGGAGGUCUCAUUCCCGCAGGAAUUUGCCAGCAGGUGUCUCAGCCCAGAAGGGGUCCUUCUCCAGCUGAAAUAUAGGUAUGAUGUAGAAAUUGACAGGAGUAGAAGGUCCGCCAUAAGAAGGAUCCUGGAGAGGGACGACACCACAGCAAAAACACUGGUCCUCUGUGUCUCGGACAUCCUCCCCUUGGGUGCAGGCGGCUCCGAGACAGCCAGCAGUGAAGCCAGCGGUGUGGACCCCAGCCCCGGGGCCCUGCUGGGGCUCACCGACGGCUGGUACAUGGUUAGAGCCCAGCUGGACCCGCCCCUCGCUGCACUCCUGAAGAUCGGCCGGCUGGCCGUGGGCCAGAAGAUAGUCACCCAUGGUGCAGAGCUGGUGGGCACCCAGGAGGCCUGUGCACCCCUUGAGGCCCCUGAGUCCCUCAGGUUAAAGAUUUCUGCGAACAGUACCCGGCCUGCACGUUGGUAUGCCAAACUUGGCUUCCAUUCCGACCCUCGGCCCUUCCCUCUGCCCCUGCCGUCUCUGUUCAGUGAUGGGGGCAUUGUUGGCUGCGUGGAUGUGGUGGUUCAGAGAGUCUACCCAGUCCAGUGGAUGGAGAAGACAUCAUCUGGGGUGUACAUAUUCCGAGAUGAAAGAGAAGAAGAAAAAGAGGCUGCAAAGUACGCAGAGGCUCAACAACGGAGGCUGGAGGCCCUCCUCUCCAGGGUCCAGGAGGAGCUGGAGGGGCAGGAAGAAAACACAACACAGCGAUGUCUGCCAUCCCAGGCCCUCCCGUGGCAGCAGGUGCGAGCCCUGCAGGACGGAGCUGAGCUGUACGAGGCGGUGAGAAGCGCACCUGACCCAGGUUAUCUGGAGAGCUGCCUCAGUGAGGAGCAGCUGCGGGCCCUGGACCUUCACCGGCAGAGGCUGCAGGAGCGCAAACAGGCGCAGAUCCAGCAGGAAUUCCGGAAGGCCGUGGAGGCCGCACAGCAUGGGUCCCCGGCCUUGUCCCGGGACGUCACGGCCGUGUGGAGGCUGCGCCUUGUUGACUACAGGAAAAAGGACGGCGGCUCAGUUAUGUUGAGUAUCUGGCGUCCCUCAUCAGAUCUUUUCUCCCUGUUAACGGAGGGAAAGAGAUUCAGAAUCUACCAUCUUGCAACAUCAAAAUCAAAAAGUCAAUCUGAGAGAACUGGCAUACAGCUCACAACCACAAAGAAAACGCGGUACCAGCACCUGCCGGCUUCAGACGAAAUCCUGCUCCAGGUUUACCAGCCAAGGGAACUCCUCCUUUUCAACAAGUUAUUAGACCCCGACUUCUGCCCCCCUUGCCGUGAGGUGGACCUGCUGGGCUUUGUCAUUGCUGUUGUGACAAGAAGAGGCCUUGCUCCCUUGGUCUAUUUGUCAGAUGAGUGCCACCAUUUGCUGGCAAUAAAGUUCUGGACAGACCUGAACGAAGAUGUCGUUAAGCCUCCUGCGUUAAUCGCCGCCAGCAACCUGCAGUGGCUGCCGCAGGCCAGCCCCGGAAUUCCCACCCUGUUUGCCAGAGAGUCCACUGUGGUUUCCGCCAGCCCCAAGGAGCCCCGCUUCCAGGAGGCGGCCAGCAGGCUGAGGGCCGUGGAGAACUUUGAGCUGUUCUUCAGUGAGGCAGAAAAGAAGCUAAUGCUCCUCCUCCGUCCCGGUAAUUCCACGGGGUCCACCCCAACUAGACAGCGCCCCUCCGAGCUGGAUGCUGGCCCAGCCACCCCGGGGGCAGAGCACAAGGUUGUGCCAAAAAGGAAGUCUCUUCCCGCACCAGCGUCAGCCCAGAAGACAUGGCGAUCUGGCUGUCAGGUCGAGAAGGGGCCCGAGGACCAGAGGACCCUCCAGAAGAUGCGUGCCCUGGACCUCCUGAGCCGCGUGCCGCUCCCUCCCCCGGUCAGCCCCGGCCACACCUUUGUGUCUCUGGCAGCACAGAAGGCGUUUCAGCCCCCUCGGAGCUGCGGCCCCCAAGGCGGGACACCUGGGAAGGGCAGAGGCCCAGUCCCCCCGCCUGUGCCGCCACUCGGAGCGGUCAGUGAGGCUUCUCCUCUGGGCGCUGACUCAGUAGCAGACGAGGAGCUCGCUCUGCUCAACACCCAGGGCCUCGCGUCUGCUUCAGGAGAGCUGCCCCUCAGGUCUGCCCCCGAUCCCGCUGGGACCAGGCCUGUGAGGUCCAGAGAAGCCCUCAGAGGGCACCGGAACCCCCCACAUCUGAGCUGA